Molecule: messenger RNA, 2014 nt
Organism: Acanthaster planci (crown-of-thorns starfish)
Lineage: Eukaryota; Metazoa; Echinodermata; Asteroidea; Valvatida; Acanthasteridae
Product: carboxypeptidase D-like
Biological process (GO): protein processing; peptide metabolic process
Molecular function (GO): metallocarboxypeptidase activity; zinc ion binding
Source: RefSeq, a predicted model, not a curated record
AAGACGUCAUUUUACAAACAUCAAGUGGCAUGUACAGUUUGCUUGUAUUUGCUGUGACGGUCACGGGGCCGGCACUGCUACGCAUGACCGGCCAUCCGGGUAGCUUACGCCGUUCAUUCGCCGGUUAAUAUGCCCUCCCGAACGGUACUUCCUCGGUGCGAUAUGGCCUCCGUCUGCCUUCUGUUUACGCUGGUCCUCGUCCCGUUCAGUUUUGCGUUGCCGCAAAUCGGACACGAAUAUCACAACUAUGACCAGUUGACGUCGCUGAUGAAGUCGCUGGCGGACAGCCAUCCGAGCAUGACCCAUCUCUACAGCAUCGGCAAAUCGACGCAAGGUCGAGAACUAUGGGUAAUCGCCAUUUCCGGCAGCAAACCGGACCAGAUCGUCCCAAUGCGGCCUGAUGUCAAAUAUGUUGGCAAUAUGCAUGGCAACGAGGUCGUUGGCCGGGAGCUCUUGCUUCAGUUGAUCGAAUACCUCCUGGUGAAUUACAACACCGACUCUGACGUCAAGCAACUCCUGGAUCACACGAGAGUUCACGUGUUGCCCUCCAUGAACCCAGAUGGAUUUGAGGUGUCCGUGGAAGGCGAUUGCACCGGCGUCCAGGGCAGGUACAAUGACAACGGAAUCGAUCUGAAUCGUAAUUUCCCAGACUAUUUUGAGCCGGACGACGCCCUCGUUUUACAGCCGGAGACCAAGGCGAUCAUCGAUUGGGUGCAGAACUAUCAGUUCGUUCUUUCCGCGAACCUGCAUGGGGGCGCCCUCCUGGCCAACUACCCCUUCGACAACAUGAAGCCAGAGGACAAACCGGGUGACAAUGCAGCCUACAGUAGGAGUCCGGAUGACGCCUUCUUCCGAGUGAUCUCCCUGGCCUACUCCAGGAACCAUCCGAGGAUGCACAAGGUUGAGGAGAACAGAUGCCGCAGUAACGAUAGCAACGACGGGUUCCCGGAUGGGAUCACCAACGGAGGGGAAUGGUAUCUCGUCAAAGGUGGCAUGCAAGAUUACAACUACAUUUUCGCCGGCUGCCCCGAGAUUACUCUGGAAGUCGCGUGCUGUAAAUACCCGCACGCGUCAACGUUAGCGACGCAUUGGGAGGAGAACAGACCGGCCUUGAUGGCUUACCUUCAGCACGCUCACAGAGGGGUGAAAGGCAUUGUCACUGACAAGCACGGGGAGCCACUAGAGGGCGCCUCUGUGUCGAUUGUUGGGCAGGCAAGUCCCCCGAAUCCUCCGUCUACCACUGAGCUUGGCGAGUACUGGAGACUUCUACUUAACGGGACCUACGAGAUAGAGGUGUCGAAGUCCGGUUAUAUUAGCCAAAAGAAAUCUGUCACCGUGAUUGAUAGCGUCAAUCCUGACGAUGUCGUCAUUCUGGACUUUGUGCUCAACGCAGCCACGACCCUGGCUGUGAGUGGGCCUGUCGUUGUCAUGGCAACGCUGGGGAUCCUGGCAACACUCGAGCUGUUUUAAGUCGGAUAUACCAGACCCACGACGAGAUUUCUUUCGUCAGCUGAAAUCAAGUGAUUCAUGUACUACCACGGUGUCAAAUUAACCUUACGAAUGAAUAUACAGGAAAAAAGACAGUACAGUUUUAUACUUUCUACUGUAAAGUUUUAGCCUGUAGGAUUUAAACGCUUAACCAAAUAGGUAGAUAUUAUAAUUUCCAUUUCAGGUAAAUGGAAUUAGCUGCACAUCACCAUGUGAUAUGAAAAACCAAAAAGUUAGUUUAUCAUUGCAAUUCACAUAUAUUUUAUUACUUUUUAAAGCCCGAGUAUUGUUCAUUCCAAUCAGUUUUUAAAUGCUGCAAGAAUUGUAAAAUAUACAGAAAUCAUGUGCUUUUCUAUUGUAAUACAGAACACUGAAGAAAUUCCCGUGUGGUAAUUUCAUUUUAAAAUUUUUGAUCUUUAAUAUUGUAGUAAAAGGAAGAGAUCCUAUCGAGUACCGAAGUGAAUACGUCACGCGCACAAUUAGUGUGUAAAAGGCAUGAGCGCGUGAACCAGCGCGUGAACCAGCG